Messenger RNA from Strongylocentrotus purpuratus (purple sea urchin), 2018 nucleotides. RefSeq names its product EGF-like repeat and discoidin I-like domain-containing protein 3. Gene Ontology annotation, molecular function: calcium ion binding. Lineage: Eukaryota; Metazoa; Echinodermata; Echinoidea; Camarodonta; Strongylocentrotidae. Gene Ontology annotation, cellular component: membrane. Bases 97 to 1917 code for a protein of 606 amino acids. The transcript is spliced from 12 exons. The record is from RefSeq and is a predicted model, not a curated record.
GGCUCGUAUCAGGAGGCUCAUGUUCUGUAUAUAUGGGUUGAUUUGACAACACAAUAAGGCUCCAGAACUUGGGGUUUUUAGCGAUCGAAUAGCAUCAUGUCUGAUCACGGUAAACAGGGAUGGACAAGUACUGUAAAGCAGUCUAACCCUUGGAAAACCAAUUUCCUCAUCGUGAACAUGACUGUUUGCUGCAACAGGAUCAGUGGAAUUGCGUCUGGUGGAGGAAGGACGUCCUCAAGCAUGGAGGCUAUACUAAAGCUAGUUGCCGUCAUCGCUGUGGUAGUGAUUGGUGUUCAAACAGUCAGAGUAUCAGGUGAAGUAUGUCCUCAUGUGACCAUAACAUGUCCCUUAACCACUCUGGAGAGCGGUGAGACUGUACAGUUCAUCCCGAAACUCAUGCAACCCGGUCAAGAGGUGUUAAUAUCUGGCCUCCCAGCAAUCCUCGUGAUUCCUGAUAGUGUACGGCGUUAUUAUUGCACAGAACCAGCAUGCCGCUCAAACCCUUGUCUUCAUGGAGGCACUUGCAAGGAGACGGACGCAGGAUUUACUUGUCUCUGUUUAGAUGGCUACCGUGGUGAAAGAUGUGCAGAAGAUGUAACCAUCUACUCGCUUAAGCUUCUUGGUGAAAAGAUCAAUGAAGGAACACUUUCUUUAGCGUUCCGCUCCAGUCCUAACACGUACGUGCUGGUACAUCAAGAUCAUUGGAACAGGAACCUAUCCCAAUUGGCAUGUCAGUAUCUAGGGUUUGAAGGAGUACUUGCGACGUUGAGCAGUUCACUUUACGAGUCCUCGUCCGUCGAUGCUCCAGCUGAAGCCGAAUCAGUGAUCUGCCCUCCUAAUGCCACAAACAUCACAGACUGCUGGUACAGUGAGACUAGAGUGGGACGGAUAAACGAGAGUGAAAUUAUUUCCAUUGUGUGUUGCUCCGUAAACCCGUGUAAUAUAUCUGGUCAACCACUCGGCCUUGAAAGUGGUGCUCUUCCCGAUUCGGCUCUCUCAUCAUCAUCCUGCAUGUCGCCGCUCUAUUGCAGCCGUUUUGGCCGCCUGAACUCUGACAAGGGCUGGCUCGCACUCAAUACCGACCCAAACCCAUGGAUACAGGUCCAUUUUGAGUCUAGUUAUAUCGUAACGGCCAUAACGACUCAGGGUAUAACUAACAGUAUUAAACGGUUGACGUCAUACACCUUUUCGUCGAGUUUGGACGACAUGACUUGGACUGAUUAUUUAAACGUAUACUCUGGAUCUGAUUCAGUUAAGAGAUUUCCGGGAAAUUAUGACAGUGAAAGCCAUGUGACUCACACGCUUGCUAGGCCGGUAGUUGGACGCUCUUUCCGGAUCUAUCAAACAGUAUCGAAAAAUUAUGGUUUUAUUGCUUUGAGGAUGGAACUAUAUGGGUAUGGACCUCUAACUGAUGUCAUAGCGUCGCUGAACCUCGAUGCGGAAUUUGGUUGCAAUCCUCCCGUCCUCGGCGAGGGGCUUGGCGUGGAAGAUGGUCGUAUACCAGACUCUAGUCUGACCUCGUCAUCGGUUUAUCAAACCGGGUAUGAAGCCUACAGAGGAAGGCUGAAUAACGUUACCGGUACAUGGGUGGCCAGUAAUAAUGACAACAAUAUAUGGUUUAAGGUCGAUCUCGGCGAGGAUACUUCGGUAACUGGUGUUAUCACACAGGGAUUGCCCAAAUAUAGAAGCAGGGUUACGUCAUUCCAAAUCUCCUUCUCAAGAGACGAUACAAAUUGGACCUUUGCUCUGGAAGAGCAUUGCGGGGUACGCAAAACAUAUGCAGGCAAUUUUGAUUCUGACACACAUGUGACCAUACUGUUUCCUGAGCCAGUAACCGCACGGUACGUCAUGUUUCAUCCUGUAACAACUGAUGGUCCUGCGGCUUUGAGAGUCGAAGUACUUGGUAUUAAAACUUGAACCAUAACGAGUAAUCAUUAAAUUGAUUUAUUGUGUUAUUAAAUCUUUUUUAUUCAUUUAACGAGUUAUCAUUUAACUGAUUUAUUGUUUUAUUAAAUCUU